UCCUGCUGGUCAGGCCUUGGUAAGUGUCCGCCAAUAGCUUGAUGAUAUUCAUUCCAUCCUUCUUGACGCCCGCGCUGUCUGCUCGCUCCCUGUCACUACGCAUACCAUGUCUCUCUAAGCGCUUGCCUAGACAAAAGGCAACUCAUCUCCUCCACUUCUUCUACUCUUCUCUUCUCUCCUUCGAACGCUGGUCUUUCCAUCUCUCGUACCUUCAUAUCCUCCUCUUUGAGCUUUGUCAAGCUGGCCUCGACCAAAGCGUGCUUGCUCUAAGCCUUCUCUUCUUUCUCUCCGUCAUCAACCACCUCACUUUCGUCGUCCGUCUAUAGAAUGGCUACCAACCAAAAACAGACUGUCGUGUCUCUCGAUCGUCGAGACUCGAACGGCUCUCUCGCUCCCUCGCUCAAGUCUCCACGGACAGCACGCUUCGCCGAAGCCACCACCAUCAUCUCUCCGGUCGAGCCAUCAAGGAAGCAGAACCCAUUCCUGGACCCUCCGACAAACCAUUACAUGCCUCAACCACAGCCCUCAGAUGUUGGCUUCGGCUACAUUGGCUCCACUUCGGUGGUAGAGGUCGAGGAGACCGACAGACAGUAUCUGCCACCAGCCACUCCGAAGACUCCUCUCAAGAGUGCUCUCAAGUCUCCUGGAGCUCCACCACGCGAGUACUACAACAAUGUGCUCAGCCCUACCUUCAAGGAAGAGCAGAUCCUUGAGAAGCAGGAAGAGUUCACAGAGAAGGAACAAGCAAAAGACUUGAAAGUCAAAACCCGUGUACGCAUGGCAAAGAUGGUUCUCCGAGGUGUCAACUUCGCCUGCAGUCUUAUCGUUCUUGCCAUGCUUGCAACCGUUUUUUCAAUUUUCAAUGCCACAAGAAAUCUCCCUGCGAGAAGCAGUCUACCACCAUGGGCUGCCAAAACCCAGACCUGGCCUCAGAUCCUGCUCCUAGUCAUCGCAUGCGUGUCGCUCUUCAUGUCCGUCGUCAUUCUGACUGCGUACUUCCGUGGUGGCCACAAGCGAGCUGAGAAAGUCGCUGUUUACUAUACCACCUUCGCCGUCAUCUUCUUCAUCUUCAGUAUUGUCAUGUGGGCUGUCGGUGCUGGUGUGUUGAACCAGAGCAAGGCCAACGGUAAUGGUCAAGAUCUCUGGGGCUGGUCAUGCAAGGACAACAAGCGCCGCAAGCUCUUCGAAGAUGACGUCUCUUACGCUCUCGUCUGCCGUCUCCAGGACUGGUCGUUGGUGUGCUGCAUUAUCGAAGUAGUCGUCGAGGUCUUCUGCAUCGUCAUCUACGGCAUCGUCUUCUACCGCUACUGGAGCAAGCGCAAGCUCAGAAAGUCAAUGGCUACACGUGACCGUGCCCGCUCUGACCUUUACCUUGCUCAGUUGAAGUCGCAAUCAGCCCCCAAUACGCCAGGAUUCGGUCCAAUGUCUCCUCGAUCCGGCGGCUGGCGCCCACCACCAGGCCAUCCCCUCUAUGUCGACCCGCUCUCUGCUGCCGAGAAUGGUGAAUCUGAUGCAGUUCAAUAUCCACGCGGUGUUGCUCAACCCAGACCAUUCCAGCUACAAGCACCUCCGAUCAAGGUGCAAGGCGCCACACCCAAGCUAUCACAGGAUGGCUUCGAGCAAUCAGGAACGCCCGGCUCCAUACCAACCUCACCCACCCUCGCACAAAGACAAUACGACCACGUCCCCGCCGCACCAGGCGAACAGCAAUACGCCGCCGUACCUAUACCCGGCGCCUAUGUCAGCCCAGCAAGCCCAGGCUUUGCACCAUCGGCCACGCAUUAAUUCGACUUUGGCGAAUAGUGAACCCACGCCACGAUUUGCGUAAGCCGGUGGCGAACCGAAUUUGACAUUUAGCGACGUUUUCUGUUUUUGACGUUUCAUCCGGGUUGAUAUCUCACG
Molecule: messenger RNA, 1902 nt
Organism: Pseudovirgaria hyperparasitica
Lineage: Eukaryota; Fungi; Ascomycota; Dothideomycetes; Acrospermales; Acrospermaceae
Exons: 2
Coding region: 328-1785 (485 amino acids)
Source: RefSeq, a predicted model, not a curated record